CAUACAUAUAUCAAGUAUUUUACCACUGGAAUGGAAUCACAAAUUGUGAUUUUUUGCAAACACAUGCUCUGCUACGAAGUUGAGGAGAAAAAAGAGUGUUUUCAUGGCACUUUGCAAGCCUUCCAAACCCAGAGCACUAAACCCUAAUUUGGCAGAUGAAGUUCAUAGGCUGAAUAGCAGGGGCAACUAUUAACAAACUAGCUAGAAUUGAAUCAAGAAAUUAUAUUGUAGUGGAAAUUUUGCACUUUUCCCCAAAAAGAAAGGAAGAAUAUCUUGCUUGCUUGGCUUUGACUUAGGUUUUGUAUGUGCAUGUUUCAACAUCUGUUCGUGAGAUUGCAGACAUCAUGGCCAUCUGUUCCUUGUAUCCUGGAGGCAGCCAUCCAUGCGGAGAAUUCCUACUUCGUCUUUGCGAAAAUGGAAUUUGUGAGAAGUCGUGUUCGUCAGUUUUGUGAUAAGGCAGGUUUGAGGAAGCUGAUUCUGAAGAAAAUUGCACCGAAGAGCCUUUGCAGAGACAGUUUUCCGGGGGUGAGGAAUUGGGGGAUCGAUUUGACGAAGCUGGCAUCGAGGUCGGGGAAGAAGAGAGCAAAAAGUUUGAGAGGAUGGGUGUGGUUGUUGGUUUAGGCUAUUUCUUAAUAGCCUUGGGCCCAGCUCUCACCAUUUUCUUCUCGUCGAUUGCACCGAAGCCGUUCCUCACCCUCACGGUGCUAGCCAGUGCUCUGAUAUAUUUGGUGAGCCUUGUUGCUGCUGCGAUCAUUUGGAGGGCGUUCCUUCCCGGCCCUUCGUGGGUGUUCCUGCUGAUGUUGGCCACUGCUGUUUUUAUCCAAGAGGUUACUAGGAUUUUCUACUGGCGCUUCUUCUUGAAAACAGAGAAGUAUCUGAACGUGUUAGCAGUAAAGCUUUCGAAACCCCAGCUUAACUUUGUGGACAGACUUGAAGUCUCUUUUGCCAGCGGGGUUGGCCAUGGAGUAGCUCACGCCAUCUUCUUUGGCCUGAGUGUCAUUGCACCAGCUUUUGGUCCAGCUACUUACUACACUGAAAGCUGCAAGGAGAUGCCCUUUUUCCUUGUAUCAGCCUUGUUGACUUUAGCAUUUUUUCUUCUUCAUACCUUCUCGAUGGUCAUUGCCUUCAAUGCCUACACACAUGGCGUUGGUUCUCAAAAGCUAUUUGUGCCCGUCAUGCAUCUUGGUGCAUCAUUCUUGACUCUCAUUAACCUGCUUCCUAACGGAUGCAUUGUGGGUGUUCCGCUGGUUUUUCUGUGCACGCUUGUGACCAUGGUAUACGGUGACAGAAUUGUGUGGGAAAAUACAGAUCCCAAUUUCUUGAACCAUAGUAGCUUGCAAAGCAUGCAUUCAGGAUCAUCUUUAUGAUCAUGUACAUAUAUCCAAAGUUGUGCCCUUACCAGAUUCACUUGUAAACUUGGGCCCUUUAACAUGGCCAACUUCAUUGAC
Physcomitrium patens is the source of this 1448-nucleotide messenger RNA. Its product is annotated as gamma-secretase subunit APH1-like. The record is from RefSeq and is a predicted model, not a curated record. Gene Ontology annotation, biological process: protein processing; positive regulation of catalytic activity. Lineage: Eukaryota; Viridiplantae; Streptophyta; Bryopsida; Funariales; Funariaceae. Gene Ontology annotation, cellular component: membrane.